This is a messenger RNA of Pseudovirgaria hyperparasitica, 1094 nucleotides long. RefSeq lists its product as uncharacterized. The coding region runs from base 111 to 1094 and encodes 327 amino acids. Lineage: Eukaryota; Fungi; Ascomycota; Dothideomycetes; Acrospermales; Acrospermaceae. The record is from RefSeq and is a predicted model, not a curated record. The transcript has a single exon.
GCUCAGGUCUUCUAUGAAUCCACUCGGCCACGUAGUGUCAUAGAAAGCUCACCUCUAGUCACAUCCUAAGCGCAUACCUCCCAACCACACCACAUAGCCAUCAAAACAAGAUGCUCGUCCCACGACAUCUACUCGUUCUCCUUCUUUCAACAACUCACAGCCAAGCCCUAUGGUUCAUGAACAACGGCAGGCUCAACAUGACAAUAGAUCCAGGCGACUUCGAAAUCGACCUAGCCGCCAACAUCGGCUGCGUCUACCCCCCCGUCGAAGACCAAGACUCGAGCGACAACAUGUGGCAAUCCUUCGACAUCCUCCUCGCCGCCGACAACAUCGCCACCUCCGACCCCGACCUCACCGGCUACCCAGGCCUCAUCUGCGCCCUCCUCACCAACGAAACAAUCCAAAUGGGCUCCUGGCCCUACAUCCUCACCCUCCCCGACAAAAUCGGCCAGCCCUCCUCCUCCUCCUCCUCCAACCCCUCCCCUCAAGUAAAAUACUACCUCGCCCUCAAACGCCACCGCAACCAAGGCCCCGACCUCCAAGACCCCUACCGCUGGACACCCCCAAUCCCAAUAAACCAGCAAAAACUCGACGGCGACACCGCCCUCCCCAUCGCCUACAACGCCCGCAACGUCCCCUGCGCCUCCAUCGAAUGCGUCCGCUCCUGCCAGAACAACCACGCCUACCCGCUCGCAAACGACUGCGUGCACACCACCUGCCGCCUCGACAGCUACUCGCAGCAGUCCCACUCCGCCUCGCUCACCCGCUCACCCGACGCCGACCCGCCCCCCUACUCCGACUACACCUGCUCCAGCUACUUUGACUCGCCGCCCUGCUCGCUCACGGGCGGCACCGAUUGUCCCACGCCGACGGCUUCGGCGGAGUUGACUUCGUCGAGUGUUUCUGCGGGUGCGACGCCGGCGGCGCCUGGGUCGGCGACUUCGACGCCCGUGGUUACGGCGCUUGUGUAUCAUCCGACGGCGCGGAGGAGAUCUGGUGGGGUGCGGUUGGGCGGGUCGUGGACGUCUCGCGGGGGUGGUGUUGUUGUUGUAUUGGCUUCUGCUGUCGUCGGCGGUGUACUGCUGCUGGUCUGA